AUGUCAACAAAAGAGAAAUACGCAUGUAUUGAAGCUCUAUUCUCCUCAGCCAACGCUUCCCAAUCUACCCUUGCCGAUUCCAUAAUAGAUCUCUGGGAAAAGGGCAUUACCCCCGCACACAUCUACGAACCGAAUCCAGUUUACAACACCGACGAAGAACUCAUCAGGACGACAUAUCACCAAAUCCUAGAUCAACGGGACAACAUUUACAUCGCAAAGAAAAGCUGCGAAAACCUCCACGAACCAAUCUGGCAACAUCUUCCCAUAUCCAAGAACAAAACCCUUAAAAUCGCCUCGACGAUUGCACAGACAAGAUAUUAUCUCUCCCACGACCCAGGCACUCCGAUCUUUUCCUACAACCCUCGACCAUCCCUCCCGCCUGGACACCCGUCCAAUUUUACAUACUGCAGCACCGUCCCUUACCCGCCAUCGCAUGAACUCGCCCGUCUAGAAGCCGUAACAUCCACUGUCCUCGCACAGCUGUCAACCCUGCUCGCCUUCGACAUUUCAAACCCGACCACACUCCCAGACGGAUUCACCAACGUCCUCAAUGAAACGGAAUUUUUUGACCCCAUCUUCGUCAAACAGCUCCAUGUGCUCUGGCUGCAAAGAUUUCCAGACCGCAGCAAGUAUCCCUCGGCAUUCUCUCACGCAGUCAUGAGCAGCCCCGCGGUGAGAGAGUUUGCAUGGCUUCUCAUGAGACUGAACAGCACAGAGACGCCGGAUUUUCAAUCAAUCAAUAAGGAACUAUGUCCCGUAGCGGAUAUGCUCACAUUCGACCGAGAGCCAAACAGCUCCAUUACAGUGGCGAUGGUAGGGAUAAUGAAGCUCUACCUCCGCGAUGAAGGCAUGAAAGCAAGACGGCUCCUCUUUGAAGAAGAACAGUACGAAAAUGUAUUGGUGUAUCGAGGAGAUACGCUCUUCAUAUCCUCCCUCGACGCCCACUACGCAUCCUACGCAGGCCAAUUCGUGUCCUCGACGGCCCUCUUCCACCCGGACGCGAUAAUAACCCAGGGGGCAUCCCUCGAACCGGUCCAAAUCGGCGAAGACGUCCUCGCAGCGGCCCGCCGUAUCCAACAGCAUCUACACCGCGACACUCCCACUCCCACCACCCCCGACCAGAAGCCUUCAACACCACAACCACCACCACCACCUCCUCCUCCUCCCCGCGAAAAGCUGGUCGUACCGCCCUCUAAACUAAAGCGAAAACCAAAAGAAACGCGGCCCCGCCGAAUACCCCGAAAACGUCACCGUCCUUAA
Messenger RNA from Colletotrichum truncatum, 1260 nucleotides. RefSeq lists its product as uncharacterized. NCBI's taxonomy places the organism in Eukaryota, Fungi, Ascomycota, Sordariomycetes, Glomerellales, Glomerellaceae. The record is from RefSeq and is a predicted model, not a curated record.